This is a messenger RNA of Emiliania huxleyi CCMP1516, 2850 nucleotides long. RefSeq lists its product as hypothetical. Gene Ontology annotation, biological process: cytosolic ribosome assembly. Gene Ontology annotation, molecular function: GTP binding; GTPase activity; ribosome binding. The record is from RefSeq and is a predicted model, not a curated record. Gene Ontology annotation, cellular component: ribonucleoprotein complex; cytosol. The coding region runs from base 85 to 2748 and encodes 887 amino acids. NCBI's taxonomy places the organism in Eukaryota, Haptophyta, Isochrysidales, Noelaerhabdaceae. The transcript is spliced from 11 exons.
CCUCGUACCCUCACGCCAUCGUCGGACGCUGCCUGCACUCGCGUCGGUCCCUGGAGGCCUCGCACUGGCGCUGCACGCCUCGAGAUGAACGGGCCUGACUCGCGAAACGUCUGUGUCCUCGCUCACGUCGACCACGGCAAGACUAGCCUCUCCGACGGCCUCAUCGCGAGCAAUGGCAUCAUCUCGAGCCGCCUGGCCGGCCAGCUGCGCUACAUGGACUCGCGCGACGACGAGCAGGACCGCGGCAUCACGAUGAAGGCGUCCUCCAUCGCGCUGGUAUACCAGCCGGAGGAGGUGGCGGCGGCGGGCGGCGGCGCAGAGGCGGCGAGCCCGCUGCGGGUCAAUCUGAUCGACUCGCCCGGCCACGUCGACUUCUGCUCCGAGGUCUCUUCGGCGGUGCGGCUGAGCGACGGCGCGCUGCUGGUGGUGGACGUGGUGGAGGGCGUGUGCGUGCAGACCGCCGCCGUGCUGCGGCAGGCGUGGGACGAGGGCGUCACCCCGCUCCUCGUCCUCAACAAGAUGGACCGGCUAGUCGCCGAGCUGCGCCUCUCGCCCAUCGAGGCGUGGGGGCACAUCAAGCGGAUUCUCGGCCAGCUCAACGCCAUCGCGGGCCAGUUCUACACCGCGGACCGCCUCGGGGUGCGCGAGCUCCAAUUCUCGCCGACGCGCGGCAACGUGCUCUUCGCUUCGGCGGCGCACGGGUGGGCCUUCGACCUCGCCGCGUUUGCGCGGCAGUACGCUGCCAAGCUCGGCCUCAAGGAGAGCACGCUGCAGCGGACCCUCACGCUGCAGCGGACCCUGUGGGGGGAGUACUUUUACCAGCCGAAGACGAAGCGGGUGGUCUCGAGCGACCCGUCGGGCCGGCUCAAGCCAAUGUUCGCCGAGUUUGUCCUCGGGGCGGUCUGGCGCGUCUACGCGGCGGCGCUGCUCGAGCCAGGCGCGAGGCCACCCCACCAUCUCCCCACAUCUCCCCAUAUCUCCCCAUACGCCACGCAGCUCGCCAAGAUGAUCGGCUCGCUCGGGCUGUCGGUGCCGCCGCAGCAGCUGAAUCACGCGGACGGCGCGGUCGCCGUGCGCGCCGUGAUGAGCGCGUGGCUGCCGCUGGCGCGCUCGCUCCUCGGCGCCGUCGCUGCGCACCUCCCCUCCUCGCGAGCCGCGCAGGCGGCGCGGCUGCCGUCGCUCUGCCCGUCGCUCGCCGCGCAGCCGCGCACCGGCCGCGUGCGCGCGGCGAUCGAGGCGUGCGACGCGUCGGAGAGUGCGCCGCUGGUGCUCUACGUCGCAAAGAUGGUGUACGCGGUGGGCGUGCCGGGCGCGCACGAGGCGGACGAGUUUGUCGGCUUCGCGCGCCUGUUCUCAGGCACUCUCCGCCCCGGCAGCGGGGGCACGGGCGGCGAGGGCGGCGGCGAGGGCGGCGGCGGCGUGGUGCUGCCGAUCGACAGCUUGCGCCUCUAUCUGCUGAUGGGGCGUGAGCUGGUCAGCGCGCCGCAAGCGUCUGCAGGCUCCAUCAUCGGGGUUGGCGGGCUGGCUGGCGCGGUGCGGAAGCGCGGCACCGUAGAUGGUGGAGCCGCGUGCGGCACCCUCUCCAGCGAGCCGGACUGCCCGCCGUUUGAGCCGAUGCGGCUCGCGGGGGCGCCCAUCGCGACCCUCCCCACCGGCGAGCUCGUCCUGCGCGCGUGCGGCGAGGUGCACCUCGAGCGCUGCCUCCACGACCUGCGCACAACCUUCGCGCCCGGGGUCGAGCUCGCCAUCUCGCCGCCCAUCGUCCCCUUCCGCGAGGGCCUGGCGCCAGAGGCGGACGGCAGCGCCACCGCCGCCACCGCCGGCCGGCACGCCCUCCCUCGCCCGGCGCGGCUUCCCGACUCCGCGGCGGCGGCGCUGCGCGAUGGCGCUGCGAGCUUCGGCGGCGGCCACAGCUGCCUCCCGCCGCUCGACCUCCUCCCUGCGGCGCAGGCCGCGGCGCUGCGCCACGUCUCCGACGCGCUCGAUGCCAGCGCCAUCGGCGGCGGCGGUCAAUUAGGCGGCGGCGGCGCGGGCUGGGCCGGCGCGCGGCUGCUCGGGACGGGUCCUCUCGACACGCUCCUCGUCUGCAGCGCGCAAGCCGCGGAGGCGAUGGAGGUGCCGACGAGCCCGCUCGCGCGCACGGCGGGCAGCCAGUUGGCGACGUCGCUUGUGUCCGGCUUCCUGCUCGCCGUGGCAAAGGGCCCCCUGUGCGACGAGCCGAUGAGCGGCGCGAGAUUACCCGCUGGUGCGCUGCCCGGCCAGCUCAUUGCCGCGAUGCGCGAGGCGUGCCGCGCCGCUUUCCUGCGCUGCGGCACGCGGCUGCUCGAGCCGGUGUACCGCUGCGAGGUCCAAUGCGACCAGGAGAUCCUCGGCCGCAUGUACGCCGUGCUGCGGAAGCGGCGCGGCGAGAUCCUGGCGGAGGACUUGCGUGAGGGCACGGACCUCUUCCUCAUCUCGGCGAGCUUGCCGGUGGUCGAGUCGUUUGGCUUCGCGAACGAUUUGCGCAAGAACACAUCGGGCGCCGCGCACCCUCAGCUCGUCUUUUCGCACUACGAGGCGCUGCCACAGGACCCGCUCUUUGUGGUGGCGACCGAGGAGGAGCAGGAGGCGCUGGACGACGGAGACUUGCCCACCAUCAAUCUAGCACGCAAGCUGAUGGACGGCGUGCGCAGGCGAAAGGGGUUGCGCGUCGAGGACAAGGUGGUGGCGUCGGCGACGAAGCAAAGGACGAUGUCGCGCAAGCGAUGAGCCGCCAACCGCGCCCUGCGUUGUCGUAUUCUGUGAUCUGUGAUCUGUGAGGGUAGAGGGCCCACAGCGUCCUAAUCUAAAAUCUGAGGAUUCAGGAUUCAG